Molecule: messenger RNA, 1594 nt
Organism: Paecilomyces variotii
Lineage: Eukaryota; Fungi; Ascomycota; Eurotiomycetes; Eurotiales; Thermoascaceae
Product: actin cortical patch protein Sur7
Exons: 4
Coding region: 330-1094 (254 amino acids)
Biological process (GO): endocytosis; cortical actin cytoskeleton organization; fungal-type cell wall organization
Cellular component (GO): membrane raft; cell cortex; plasma membrane
Source: RefSeq, a predicted model, not a curated record
AGUUUAGUUCUGAUGGUAGAUGCAACUUGGUCUGAGUACUACACUACCAUCACGACGCUCUUUGGUGCGCUGCGAAAAGAUGACGUCGCCCCCCAUCCCACCCCCCAGACUGUCUGUCGCCCAGGAUGAGACAGCUUUGGGCUCACACUUAUAUCACCCUCCAUUCUCCUCAGCCGGACGUGUCCGGACAAUUCCACACUGAGCGUUCUUUGACACCAGGUCGGUAUCUAGCGACUGCCUCCUGCCAUUGCCAUCCCUACGCUUCAUCCGAGCUUGCAGUGGAAUCCUCUCUCUUUAUCGUCCCCUCGGAUCAUUUCGCCUAGAUCACAAUGGCUGUAGGCAGACCAAUCCUGGGUUUCCUGGGGCUCUUCCUGACAGCGGGUGCGCUGCUGCUGAUGUUCCUCACCCUGCUGGGUGGUGCGAAUAACCACAGGCCGCUGAACGAAAUCUACUUCCUCCAGGCGCAUACUGCCAAUAUCCCUGGGGCGCCUACAGAAUCAAGAUGGACGUUCUGGAGCAUCUGCCGGGUCAAUGUUCAUGGCCACAGCGUCUGCGGCUCAUCUCAUCCAGCAUUCCCAUUGGAUCCUCCCAGCAAGCAUAACUUCCACACCAAGACCAAUGUCCCGCAUGCAUUUAUCGGAACGAAUCACUACUACCUGAUGACCCGCUUCAUGUUUGCCUUCAUGCUUAUCGGGCUCUUCUUUGCGGUGCUCUCGCUCUUCAUCGGUCUUCUGGCCCUGUGCACUCGCAUCGGAAGCUUCGUGUCCUCAUUCUUGGGCUUGAUUGCAUUGACCUUCCAGACUAUCACUACCGCUCUCAUGACUGCUGCUUAUGUGGAAGGCCGCGACAAGUUCAACCGUAACGGUCAGAAAGCGCACCUCGGUGUCAAAGCCUUCGCCUUCAUGUGGACUGCUACGGUCUGUCUCUUCCUUGCCAGCUUAUUGUACUGCAUUGGUGGAACCAUUCGCAAGGACACAGGCUACAGUGGACGGGAACAGAGACGGCGCGGAUUCUUUGGUCCUAGGAGGAGCGGCUCGACUCGCGACUACGCUGAUGGCGCUGAUGGCGCUGGCCGCAAAGAGACUUCCGUCUAAACUAAGAGGUUUCGUAUCUCCGCCUGUCCAUGUAGCUCUUUGUCACUGGGAUUCCACAGCAAGUGUCGUACUAUCUUUACCACUCUCGCUGGCUGCUUCUCUGAAGGUCCAACAGCAGCUGCAGUCGCCAUGCGUUCGCUCUCUAGGGACAGCAGGGAACCACACCCCGCGAUCGUCAAAUCUUCCCCGAGUUAACGAGACAUGAUUUGGGUCACGUUUCCGCAUAUCUUCCUCUUAAUGUUCCGAGUCAUGUGCUUUGGGGUUUAUACACCCACCACCAUAGUUCCGACUACCUGUCACUCGCUUGCGCUGAAAGCCGCCACAUUCACAAGGAUGCUGGAUGUUUCCAUCGAUGGUCAUCCCCACUUGUUAACGUGUCUACGAUACCUACUUUAUUUCGUUAUAGCAACAAUACUAAUAUAAUGUAAUAUAGUUCAUAUUGCAGAGAAAGCCAAUACUUGCUAAAUACAUAUACUAGUCUGAGUGUCAUUCAUUGUAUA